Molecule: messenger RNA, 375 nt
Organism: Rotaria sp. Silwood2
Lineage: Eukaryota; Metazoa; Rotifera; Eurotatoria; Philodinida; Philodinidae
Source: the annotation of a GenBank genome assembly
AUGCAGGUCGUCUCUAUCUUUGCGUCAUGCUUCUUUCACCUCAGUGCUGUUGCUCCAUUGUUUCAAUCAUUUUCAGAAGCUCGAGGUGCAGCAUCAUCAGUAUUUCGACUUAUUGAUGAGGGAAAUAAUGUAACUAUCAAUGAAACAGAUGUAUGGAAAGAGGAUACAGAAUCGACAUAUAAUAAUAUCAAUGGUGAUAUUGAAUUUGACAAUGUCAACUUCAUUUAUCCCUCUCGAAAAGAUGCUCCAAUACUGCGUAAUCUCUCUCUUAUUGCUCGUGCUGGUCAGACAACUGCUCUUGUAGGUUCAAGUGGUUGUGGUAAGUCUUAUCCAAAACAACGAUGUUAUAAUGAUCUCAUUUAUUUUCAUAAUUAA